CGUGUCGCUGUGCCCUGCGAAUGCGCGAAGAGUCAGUGUAUUUCCGAUUUCUGAGUGCGGCUGCAAUAGCAGCUAGCAGGCAAAAGUCGCGCGACAUUUUAGCAACGAAUUCAAGUGCAACGCAAUGCAAGAACUGAAUAACCAGAACCAGAGUAUGGCGCUCAAGUAAAGCACUGACGUAGUGGUCGACAAACCUAGCAACACAGCGAGCCUCCACUCUUGACAAACACUAAACAACCGUAGAGGUCCGCCCCACAACACUGUCAGGAUGACAGAGCAAAAGAAUCAGGUGACGCGCGCCGCGCCGGAGCAGAGCAACGACUACCGUGUGGUGGUCUUUGGAGCUGGUGGCGUUGGCAAGAGCUCUUUGGUGCUGCGUUUCAUCAAGGGCACCUUUCGCGAGAGCUAUAUACCCACCAUAGAGGACACCUACAGGCAGGUCAUCAGCUGCAAUAAGAAUAUUUGCACAUUACAAAUCACGGAUACGACAGGAUCCCAUCAGUUUCCGGCUAUGCAGCGGUUAUCCAUUUCCAAGGGCCACGCAUUCAUUUUGGUCUACUCCGUGUGCUCCAAGCAGAGUCUAGAGGAACUGCGACCCAUAUGGGAGCUCAUCAAAGAGCUAAAGGGCGAUGUCAACUCUAUUCCCGUUAUGCUGGUGGGCAAUAAGUGCGAUGAGAGCACCGAGCUGCGUGAAGUGUCGCAAAUGGAGGGGCAGGCGCAGGCGACCACCUGGGGCAUAUCCUUCAUGGAGACAUCGGCCAAAACCAAUCACAAUGUCACCGAGCUGUUCCAGGAGCUGCUCAACAUGGAGAAGACGCGCACCGUCUCGCUUCAGCUGGACACAAAGAAGCAAAAGAAACAGAAAAAGGAGAAGAAAUGCAAGGAGACCAACGGAGCCAUACCGGAGAACGGAGAGGCCAGCGCCAGUGCCAGUGCCGGAGCCAGUGGCGCCGGCGUGAAGGACAAGUGCGGCGUUAUGUAACCAGUUUGGCAAGCUAAAUUCGUGACAGACAAAUACUCGCAUUGGAACAGUGGCAGGAUUUGAGAACUCAUCCCUCACAGACACCAACACACAUAGAAAUACACACACACAUGCACACGAACAAUGAUUAAACAUAUGCAUAUACAUAUAUACUAUAUAUAUAUAUCAUACAUUGGGACUGAUGUUGUCAGAACGUAGCCUGCAUAGAUGGGAAAUAUAUUAUUAAUUAUAGAUGGAAUGAAGCAAACCAAAAACGAAAACUAUAAGACAGCAUUACGAGUAUAUUUUGCAUACAUAGAUUUUAACCUUCUCUGGUCUCUAUCAGAAUGUAGAAGGCAAUCACUGAACCGCCCGCACAUUCACACCCACACCCACUCGCACACACACACACACAUAUAUAUAUAUACAAGUCAUAAAGUAUACAAAUUUCAUUUGAAUUCGGAAAACGUCAUCUGCAACGUAACGGCAUACAUAUCAAAUACAUAAGCAUACUACAUACAUAACAGGACAUGACAUACUCGCACUUACACUAUAGAUGUGUACAUUAUACAUAUAUCACAAUGCUAUAUAUAUAUAAGCACAUAUAUGCAUACAUAUGUGUAACCCAAAGGAAAAGCCAAAGUACCUACUUAAAAGACAUACAAUUUUAUCUACUUACUACCAAAGAUGAUAAGCCAAUUUCCAGGCCUAACUCAUCAUAUCACCACAGAUCAUCACAGAUCAUCAUUUUCACAACAGAUCAUGAAGAAGACAAUUCUGUAGCAUUUGUGGCACUGGAAUCGAGUGGAUCCAUCACAUUCGAUUGCUGCAGACGCGCUUAUCUGACUAUCAAUCAAUUGCUGUAUAACUACUAUUUACCACCAAAACCAAAAACGAAAAAGUUAAACAAAUGGAAUAAUUACUUAUUACUAACAUCACUUAUAAUGUAUAAAUAAUACUCACACACUCUAUUCACAUGAUCCCCACUUGAUAAUCCAGAGAAAGUAUGCAUACGAAUCGUGUGUGUUAGUUUCCUUCCUUUUAAUUGUUUUUCACUUAUGGUACUUAUAGAUUCUAGGCAGACAUAAUGAUUUAAGGACAGACGAAUGGAUGAAACGUGUAUUCAUUUACAAUUAUUUGCUGAAGUUUAUUAACAAUGCAAAACAACUUAGAUAUAGUCGAAGAUUAGGCCCUGCCUGACGGCCCGAUCGCAGUCCGGGAUCGGGGGAUCGUCAGGUUAGGCAAUAAGAACAAUUUUUGCCGCUCAUUCAGAAACUGUAGAGUUAGUGCUAGAGAUGGAGAUUACGAUCCCCGUUUACAUCGAAGUACAUGUGUUGCGAAAUGGUAUAUGAGUUGCCUGUUUUCUAAAAACGAGCACAGUUUACAAAUUGUGGUAUUUGCUUAAUUAUUAUAAUAGUUGGGUUGGCUUAGGAUUUAAAGUCUAUUAGCAGGUUAAUGGUUAAAUAUGGUAGUUACUGUUGAUUGAUAUUACGAGAGGGGAAGGCAUUAAUUAGUUUUUGCAAUUUAUAUUACGUAUAACCUAUUCAGCUAAUUAAAAGUAAUUCAUUUUCAUUGCUGUCAUGCCAAAUUAGGGGCAGAUAUGAUAGAGAGGGGAGGAUGGGGUAGGAAGGCCGAAGUAAUUAUAUUAAUUAUGACUUAGCUCAUUUCUUAUGCACAAUGCCACUUGCUCGUAUAGAUAUAAUUUAGAUGCAUAGUGGAUGAGGAGUUAUUCGAAAAGCCAAUCAUAGACACAAGCAUAUAAAAAAAAAUAAAAAACAAAAAAUCAAAUAUAUAACAUAGUACAUACUUAUUUACUAAAUAUUGUUGAAUUUGUCUAGUGAAAUUAUUAAACAAGAUUUUGAUAGCGGACCAAUUUGCGUAUAAGAUUUCUGAAAUCAAUUAGAUAAAUUCUCUCAGUUCGCCACCGCAAACCAAUGCAUACAUAGGUAUUUAUUAUAUAUGUAUAUGUAUAUGUAUAAUUCUAAUGACAGACUUCGUUGAAUCUUAUGUACGAUUAGCAUUAUCCUACGUGCUUUAGGUUUUCCGCUUAGUUUCCCUAGGUUUAGUUAGGUUUGUUGGGCUCUUGAUAGCGAAACGGGUUAUGGCUUAAAAGGGCGUGCCGAGUAGUCGAAUACACUGUAAUUAAUAAUUAAAUAAAUAAAUAAUACAAAUCAGAACAUGGAUACUUUGUUGCAUAAUAAAAUUAAGCGAAUGUUAUUUAACUGUAAUUCAGCAUCGAUAUGUACGUAUAUGUAAUUCAAAAGUAUAAUUUAAAAUACAACGAAUGAAUAUAUUUACACCGAA
Drosophila mojavensis is the source of this 3265-nucleotide messenger RNA. Its product is annotated as GTP-binding protein Di-Ras2. Gene Ontology annotation, molecular function: GDP binding; GTPase activity; GTP binding. The record is from RefSeq and is a predicted model, not a curated record. Lineage: Eukaryota; Metazoa; Arthropoda; Insecta; Diptera; Drosophilidae. The coding region runs from base 269 to 982 and encodes 237 amino acids. Gene Ontology annotation, cellular component: plasma membrane. The transcript has 4 exons. Gene Ontology annotation, biological process: signal transduction.